Messenger RNA from Notodromas monacha, 913 nucleotides. The record is from the annotation of a GenBank genome assembly. Lineage: Eukaryota; Metazoa; Arthropoda; Ostracoda; Podocopida; Cyprididae.
GCAGGUGUGCCAGCUCACAUUUUUUACCCGUUUCUUAAAAUGUUGCGUAAACUGGUGCUAAUUUUCGCUUGCUGCGUCAGUCUCGGAUUUGCACAACCGCCACCUGGAUUCCAGGGUUUCCCCCAGCGACAACAACCAUUCAAUCGUCAACAGCAACCAUUUGAAUCUGGGAGACCCGGCGGGGAUCCCAUCAGUGCUGCGAUAGCUCCUGCUCCGGGACGCGGCGGGGACAGACCCUUUCGCCAAUUUCCCCCAUACAAGGCAAUUUGCAAGUUCUUGAAGAACCCGAGGUUCGUGAACCAGCAAGUGGAAUGUGCACUUGAGCCCGACAGUGGUGCUUGCUCGCAAGGUGUUUCCAAACACCUCCAGGGCAUCAGCAGUUUCCUUCGAGAAGCGUUGCCUGCGGCUGCUGGGCGCUCGCAGUGCAGCUAUUGCACCCAGGAUGACUUUGACAAAAUCCAGUUUAUUGCCAAGUACAUGCUUCGUCAUUAUCCGAGACAGUCCCGGGCUCUUGUGGACAGGUACCGAGAUGAAAUAAACGCUCACGGAGGAAUCCAAGGAGUGCGACCGAAUCCAAGUGUACCUGACAAAUGUCCGGAAGAAUAAUCCGCUUCGUUGGACGAACCAAAGUAACCGAUGAUAAUCAUUGGAUGAUUGGAAGAUCAACGCGAGAAUCAAGGAGUUUUCACGGCGAAAUGAAGGCAUCACGAACAACGGUUGAUGAAAUUUCGGAACGAAAGAACGUUUAUGAAAAAACCGUUAUUCUGUUUUGUGUGGAGAAGUACGUUUCGUCUUUCCUUCGUUUCGUCUUUGCACCAUUGAAUCAUUAUGUUGACCCGGUUUUUUGUUUUAUGAAGUUUUUUAUGCACGCGGGAAAAUAAACGGGAAGUUUUUUUUUUUUGAAAACGCAAAA